Micromonas commoda is the source of this 1080-nucleotide messenger RNA. RefSeq lists its product with no specific name. The transcript has a single exon. Gene Ontology annotation, molecular function: kinase activity. The record is from RefSeq and is a predicted model, not a curated record. Bases 1 to 1080 code for a protein of 359 amino acids. NCBI's taxonomy places the organism in Eukaryota, Viridiplantae, Chlorophyta, Mamiellophyceae, Mamiellales, Mamiellaceae.
AUGGCCACCCAGGUCAAGUUCGCCGUCAUCGGCGACGCCUUCGUCGACAUCUCCGUCGGCCCCCUCGACGCCCUCCCCUCCCCCGGCGCGGACGUCGAGGUGGAGACGGUGUCGCAGGGCCCGGGCGGAUCCGCGCUCAACACCGCGUGGCAUCUCGCCGCGCAGGGCGUCCCCGCAACGCUGCACGCGGCCGUGGGCCAGGAUCGCAUGGCGCAGGUGCUCACCGCCGCUCUGAAGAACGAGUCAAAGGUGACGGACCCGGCCAAGUCCCUCGCGGUGCUCAAGUACCAGGCCACCGCCACCUGCGUCGCCAUGCACGGACCGCGCGUCGAUCGCACCUUCGUCUCGACGUACGGCGCCGCGAAGACCGCGACGCUCAACCAGCUCCUCCCGGGGGGCAACGCGGACGCCCUCGACGCCACGCACGUGCACAUCGGGGGCUUUUACGUCUGCCGCGGCGUCCACGGCGGCCUGGCCGCGUGCGUCAAGCGCCUGAAGGCUCGCGGGAUCAAGGUGAGCAUGGAUCCCAACUUUGACGCCACCGGCGAGUGGACCCCGCCAGCGAUGAUGACCGCCGUGCGCGGCCCCGCCGCGGUGGACGUGCUCAUGCCCUCCGAGGUCGAGGCGUGCGAGAUCACCGGCAAGGAUACCGCGGAGGAGGCGCUCGAGGUCCUCGUCGGCGGCACAAACACAGCUGGAGGCGGACCAACCGAGUCAUCAUUCGACGGCGUCGGCCUCGUCGUCAUCAAGCGCGGCGCGCGGGGGGUCCUCGCGGGCGACUCCUCCGGCAGGCGGUGGGCGGUGCCCGCGUGCACGGUGUCCAGGGUGGUGGACACCAACGGCGCGGGCGACGCCUUCAACGCGGGGUUCCUGCGCGUCUGGUCGCAGGGGCUGGACGUCGGCGCGGCGCUCAUGGCUGGGUGCGCCGCCGCCGCCAUCGCCGCGCAGCACUCGGGCGCGGUGGGAGCGUGGGCGCCCGAUCGGAAGAUCGUCGACGCGCAGUCCGAGGCGGAGUACGGGGACAAGCCCUGGUGGCAGAAGGGGAUCUUGGCGUGCAUGGCGCCCAGGAGGCCGGUGUGA